AUGACGAACGAUAAAGUCGAAAGUACAACGUCUGAACGUACCCAAUCGCGCCAUCCACUAGAACCAUUGUCAUUGGCUGAAAUUGAACGGGCUGUAGAAGUUUUGAAGAAACAAAGUGACAAAAUAACGGCAACGACACGUUUUGUGUCGAUAACAUUGCAUGAAGCAGCAAAGGAAAAAAUAUUGAAUCCAUCGAACGAAGUGAUUUCCCGUGAAGCUGAUGUUGUUCUCUUCGAUAAUGGAACGAAUUCUUGUUAUGAAGCACGAGUCGAGCUGGAAAACGAAGGUCAACUUAUAUCACUGGAACACAUUCCAAAUGUUCAGGCGACGAUGACUGUUGAUGAACAAGUUGAAUGUGAACAAGCAGUACUUCGAUCAGUUCAAUUUCAAGAAUUGAUACGUGAACAUUAUGGUAUCGAUGAUGUUAGUCGAGUGAUGGUCGACAUAUGGUCAAGUGGGUACUAUGGAGAAGAAGAAGAACGUACACGUCGUCUAGCAAGACCAUUGUGUUUCGUUCGAUCUCAUCCGAAUGAUAAUGGAUAUACACAUCCAAUUGAAGGCUUACGACCUGUAGUCGAUCUCAAUUUAAUGGAAGUUAUUCGUAUUGAGAUUUAUAAUCACUAUCCCAUUCCGUACAUCAGCUGUGAAUAUACAUCGGAUCAAGUGUCAAAAACUCGUACUGAUAUUCGACCGUUAGAAAUCGUUCAACCUGAAGGCCCAAGCUUUCAGAUCAAUGGUUAUCAAGUCUCAUGGCAAAAAUGGUCAUUUGUUAUCGGUUUUACUAUGCGACAAGGUUUAGUUCUUCAUCAUUUGACCUACGACAACCGUUCAGUGUUGUACCGAGCUGCACUAAGUGAAAUGGUUGUUCCCUAUGGUGAUCCAGCUGAACAACAAGCAAGAAAAAACGCAUUCGAUUGUGGUGAAUAUGGUUUAGGUUGUUGCACGAAUAGUCUGGAACUUGGCUGUGACUGUCUUGGUUACAUCAAAUAUUUCGAUGCAAAUAUGUGUACCAGCCGUGGAGAACUCUUGGUGAUCAAAAAUGCCAUUUGUCUUCACGAAGAGGACGUCGGCAUCCUAUGGAAGCAUACAGAUCGUCGAUUAAAUAAUCCAGAAGUACGACGAAGUCGAAGAUUAGUUAUCUCAAGUAUUGCGACAAUCGAAAAUUAUGAAUAUGGAUUCUUCUGGUAUCUGUAUCAAGAUGCUAGCGUUCAAUUCGAAGUCAAAAUGACGGGCAUUCUUUCAUUAGGCGCUGUACCACCUGAGAAAAAGUCACCGUAUGGCUCAUUAAUUGCUCCACAAUUAUUCGCACCAUAUCAUCAGCAUUUCUUCAACAUGCGUCUUGAUUUAGCUAUAGACGGCAUCAAUAAUACAGCGUACAUGAUCGAUGUCGAGGCUGAUCCGGAUGAUGCUCUACACAAUCAAUUUCACAAUGCGUUUCACAUCAAUAAAAUAUUGCUUGAAACCGAGAAGCAAGCAAGAAGCAAUCUGUGCUUAGAGAAAUCACGUUCGUGGAAGUUCGAAAACUCCGCCGUUCGAAACGGAGUUGGUGAAGCAACUGGCUACAAACUACAUCCGGGUGACAACGCCGUACCUCUCAGUUCGUCGAAAGCUUGGUGGCGCAAACGUGCAAGUUUUGUGGACUACCAUGUCUGGGUUACUCCUUUCGACGAGAAGGAAAUGUUCGGUUCAGGCAAUUACCCCAAUCAAAGUCAAUCCGACAUUGGUUUGUUACAUUAUACCGAACAAGAUCGGUCCAUAGUUAAUAAAGACAUCGUUCUCUGGUAUACAUUUGGUGUGACACAUAUUCCAAGACAAGAAGAUUUUCCUGUCAUGCCUGUCGUUACAGCAGGAUUUUCACUUAAACCUAGCGGAUUCUUUGAUAUUAAUCCUUCGAAUGAUCUUCCCAAAGCGAUAAAGAAAACAGUGAAAGAAUGUUGUGAAAACUAA
Molecule: messenger RNA, 1947 nt
Organism: Adineta ricciae
Lineage: Eukaryota; Metazoa; Rotifera; Eurotatoria; Adinetida; Adinetidae
Source: the annotation of a GenBank genome assembly